UUUUGAACCAACAUAAUGCAGUCCGUCAAUCUCACUUAUAUCACGCCCAUCCUCAAACGUAUUCAAAAAAUUGUUCUGACCAACCAGAAAGCUGCCUCCAUUGUAUGCGGGAUGUUUAUGUUUAGACCUAUAUGUUCUCAGUUCCUUUUCUGUACCCUCAUCAAACACUUUCGCUUGCUCUCAUUUACCUCCACUUAUUACUUACGCCCACCGGACGGCUGUCUGCAAGGCGCGUCUUUCGAAAUGAUUACAAAACUCGACAGGUGAGCAAAACAAAUACUUUCUAUUUGUGUCCUGUGUGGGUUUUUAAAUCUGACACAAAUAAAAACUACAAGUUGUGCACACUGUAAUUAAAAAUAACACACGGAAAUUCUUCAUCGGUAACAUAAUGCUGACUGUAAUUCACUUUCAGUAUUUAUGUGCUACUUCUGAGCUUUAUUAACUGUGGUUUCAGUAUUAAUGUGAUGAUCAAUUGUCCUGGUUUCGCUAAACGUUGUGAAAGCGAGAGUGUGAAAGCAGUGUUGAAUGAGUAUACUGUGUGUUUGCUGUCCAUCAGACAUAUUUGGUUAACCACAGGCUUUACAUGAAUUUAGUGGGUGAAAAAUAAAUUAAAAGUUCAACUGGUGUGUGAGAAAAGCCAGCGGUAGGGAGUUGCAAUGGGAGUAUUUUCAGCCCUAUUUGGUUUGUAGGAUAUAUCAAAAACACAAACAUAUUCCAGUGAUAUUUGGUGGAGAGAUCAGCCUUGAGUUACAGAACAGUUAAUCAGACUUUGAGAUGCAGCUGCAGAAGCAUUUUCAAUGCAUUGUUUUAAUGUUUCUCAUUGAUUUUAAUGUUAUUUUUGUACAUGAGUGAACCAGUGCCCCACUUGCAUUUCAAACACAGGACUGUUAAGCCUUGGUGAGUGAUGCACUCUGCAGCCUAUAGUUUUAAAUAUGCAAAUUAAGUCAUGGCCUAAAACCCCAGCUCUCAGUUGAAAACAACUGAUGUGAUCAUCCUGCAGAUGGCUGAAGAUGGCAGCACAUUUAUUGUAGUCUUUAUGGGUUAAGCAUGAAGUGAAGAAUUCACUUAAUCCAUAAAGCCAAUUUUUACUUUUUUUUCAUGCAAAAUCUGCAGCUUUUUGUGUGUUACUGUUUAUUUUUCGGGUUAUGUUGUACCUGCGCAGCACACAGGCAUCAAGAGAACUUGUCUCAUUUUUAAUCAUAGUGUGCUUUUGCCACGGAAGAAGUUCAUUUACCAUUACAAGAACAUGCGCUGGGCAAAAGGCCGUCAUGAGACGUACCUCUGCUUUGUGGUGAAGAGACGAGUGGGGCCAGACUCCCUGUCCUUUGAUUUUGGACACCUCCGCAAUCGCAAUGGCUGCCAUGUAGAGCUGCUGUUCCUGCGGUACCUGGGAGUCUUGUGUCCUGGACUGUGGGGGUAUGGGAUUGCUGGAGAGAAGAAAAUAAGUUACUCCAUCACCUGGUUCUGCUCCUGGUCCCCGUGUGCCAACUGCUCCCUCAGACUGACAGAGUUCCUCAGGCAGACACCGAAUCUUCGCCUCAGGAUCUUUGUCUCUCGCCUUUACUUCUGUGAUGUGGAAGACAGCCGUGAGAGAGAGGGUCUGAGGAUGCUAAAAAAAGCCGGCGUGCAUGUCACAGUGAUGAGUUACAAAGACUUCUUCUAUUGCUGGCAGACUUUUGUGGCUUGUAAAAAGAGCAGGUUCAAGGCGUGGGAGGGGCUGCACCAGAACUCUGUUCGUCUGGCUAGAAAGCUCAACCGCAUCCUUCAGCCCUGUGAGACAGAAGACUUAAGAGAUGCCUUCAAACUUCUUGGACUGUGAAUUGUUUUGCUCCCUCUUCUUCUGGUAUCGCCUGUAGAGAAAAGACAUGUUGGGUCAUCACUACAACAACUAAACUGAGAAUCAGAAAUGUUUUUUUAAUACUGCACCCUGUUUGUAGCAAAGCUUGUAGUUGCUUGUUUAAACUGUGAAAUUAAAUAAUAUAGCAUUAUGUUGUCUUUAAUUAAUGUUAAGUAGUAGUGAUGCACAAAUAAAUCAGUAUGAG
Molecule: messenger RNA, 2042 nt
Organism: Thalassophryne amazonica
Lineage: Eukaryota; Metazoa; Chordata; Actinopteri; Batrachoidiformes; Batrachoididae
Gene: aicda
Product: activation-induced cytidine deaminase
Exons: 4
Coding region: 1247-1819 (190 amino acids)
Biological process (GO): cytidine to uridine editing
Cellular component (GO): cytoplasm; nucleus
Molecular function (GO): cytidine deaminase activity; RNA binding; zinc ion binding
Source: RefSeq, a predicted model, not a curated record